AUGCAUCUCGUCAUCCCUGCAGAUAGGAGCAAAAUGAUCAAAGUGUGGAAUUGUCAGGACAGGGAUCUUCUGGCCUCUCUCCCCAUGCCAGCACUCUGUUAUUGCAUGGAAGCCCAUCUCACUAAGGAUGGCCCAUUCCUGAUGGUUGGUGACGCUGCAGGUGACAUCUACACAUUUACACUGCCUGGGUUAAGAGAUGUUUCUAAAGUUACUGCAUUUCAAUAUGCUAUUGUACUUCUACACUGCUAUCCUGACAAGAAAUGGGUAUUUGCAUGUGGGAUAUAUACUCGUAACUUUCCACAGGUGUUUCUCGCAGAGGACUUACGGAGACCAUCAGAAGGCAGCGUUCCUCUAUCUACUUUUCUCCUACAUAAAUUCUGCACCACUGCCUGCUGGAACCCAAAGAUGAAAAACAGGAUAACACUGAUGUCCCAAACUAUUAAAAAAAGACAGAAUUUAUCAUCUUUGAUCUAA
Molecule: messenger RNA, 474 nt
Organism: Callithrix jacchus (white-tufted-ear marmoset)
Lineage: Eukaryota; Metazoa; Chordata; Mammalia; Primates; Cebidae
Source: RefSeq, a predicted model, not a curated record